AUCAACAUUUGUCAUCGAGGCGCGGUUUUAUUAUAACCUCAAUGCGAGGGUCAUGACUUUCUAUAAACGUGUGGUGGAUUACUGUUCAUUGUUUUAUCGCCAUUAAAGUACUUGGUCACGAUGCUCUCUAUUUUAAAAUUUCUUCAAAAAAAUAAAGCAAUUUUGGUUUCUAGACAGUUGCAGAGGACUCUGUCUUCUCAGACCGAUGGAGAGACACGAAUUGCACAUAUUCUCAAAGAGAAGUUUCCAUCGGCCACGUCUCUAAAAGUUGUGGACAUAUCAGGUGGCUGUGGUGCCAUGUAUGAAGUCCACAUAGAAUCCAAUGAAUUUAAAGGGAAAAGAACUGUUCAACAACACCAACUAGUCAACCAGGCACUCAAGGAGGAGAUCCAAGGAAUGCAUGGACUACGAAUAUUCACAGAUGUUCCUCGAGAGUAGGACCAAGCCCUUUCACAAAUUGUAGGUCUUUGAACAUACACCCCUCGAACGGAAUGCUCAUAUGCUGAUUACAUUUUGAUCUGAGGAUGAACACCCCAAAAUCUCAGAUUAAUUGCUGAUGUGUCUGACAGUAACAAAGGAAACAGUUUGUCCUGUUAUUUCCUGACAGUUUUGUCAGAAAUAAUCUGUAGAAUUUAUGGUAGGGACACAUUUUACAAUGUCAAUUGUGUAAUAAAUGUAACUCUAAAACCAUCAUAUAUUUUUAUUUAUUCACCAUAAAAAGUUAAAUUAUUGAUGAUGAGAUUAUUCGAAUGCUGCCUUUACAGAAGACAUUGACCUAAAAAGCUAUGAUAAGCACAAAAUGACGCUGUCAGGAUUCAUUAGUAAAUUGCCAAGUCAAUUAGCCCCCUAACCAAUUGAGUUGGCUUAUAGUGUUUUUAACCAUUGUAAAGAUAGAAUGCAAAUACAUUGUAGUGAACAGUCAGAAAACCUCAUGACGACUAGCUAUGCAACUAUUCUUGUACAUUUAAUCUGUCAUUGAAAAUCCUUCCUAUAUUUGUGUUUUUGUUUAGUGUAGUAGCUGUUUGUUAAAGUCAUGAGACACAGUCAUGAGACAAGUUUCGAUUCCGUUUCCAGUAUUUCUGUUCUGUCAUUCCUCCUUGUUAACCAUGAAUGUAGAAAUAACAAUUGCUGUCGAAGUAAAUGCACUUCAAUAAAUAGUAUGUGAUUCAAAGGACAAAAAUACA
Oncorhynchus mykiss (rainbow trout) is the source of this 1184-nucleotide messenger RNA. RefSeq names its product bolA-like protein 3. The record is from RefSeq and is a predicted model, not a curated record. Lineage: Eukaryota; Metazoa; Chordata; Actinopteri; Salmoniformes; Salmonidae. Gene Ontology annotation, cellular component: mitochondrial matrix.